Molecule: messenger RNA, 429 nt
Organism: Daphnia pulicaria
Lineage: Eukaryota; Metazoa; Arthropoda; Branchiopoda; Diplostraca; Daphniidae
Product: transcription initiation factor TFIID subunit 1-like
Exons: 2
Coding region: 1-429 (142 amino acids)
Source: RefSeq, a predicted model, not a curated record
AUGUACAACGAAUAUAAAAGCCUUUUGAUUACAACUGCCAAGUGGAUGCUGGAUCUUUGCAUCGAAAGGCUUUCCCAGAAAGAAGAGAGGUGCAUGAGGCUCGAAAAUGCCAUCAAUCCAUUGCUGGAUGACGAAGAUCAGGUGGCCCUUUCCUACGUCCUCGACAACAUCACCAACGGAAAGUUGAAGCCUCUGCCAGCCGAUCCUCAAGCCCUUCAACAAGAAAUUCGUCAAGGAUUACUACAACAUCGUCAAGAACCCAAUGGAUUUGGAAACGGUCACCAAAAAGUCAAAAAGGACAAGUACCACAAUCGCGAAGAAUUCCUCCUACGACGUCGACCUAAUCCUGGAGAACAGCAUCGUCUUCAAAGGAGAGGAUUCGCCCAGGAGACGCAUUUGUCAAAAUACUCUCGAAGAGAUAUAAUAUAA